UUAUUACAAUACUCAGACUGCAAUAUAAUACGAGAAUAACCGAUAGUACGUCAGAUGUGAUCUUACUUCAAUGGUGAAUAGUGUUAUUGGAUUAUUUAUAAGAUGAAAGUUGUAGCGAUCACGGCUGCGCUUUGUGCUACAAUAUUUGUGAAAUUCUCCGAUUGCCACAAGGGCUGUCAAAAUCCAAUAGUAACAGUCCGGGAAGGGCGAAUAAAGGGUUCAGUGCACACUCUUAUAGAUGGAUCCACGGCUUAUAGCUUUAAAGGCAUACCUUAUGCAAAGCCUCCAAUCGGAAAACUACGAUUUAAGGCACCAUUGCCCCCAGAACCUUGGGUAGGUGUAUACGAAGCAUUAAAUCAUGGGGCGGUAUGUCCACAAAUAGACAUAACCACAGAAGAAUUAAUUGCAGGAAAUGAAAGUUGUUUAUUCUUAAAUGUUUUUACAAAAUCCUUAAAGUCAUCAGCUAAAUUACCAGUAAUGGUAUACAUUCAUGGUGGAGCUUUCACGUCUGGAUCAGGUAACUCAGAAUUUCUAGGUCCAGACUAUUUAUUACAGCAUGACGUUAUUCUGGUCACAAUGAAUUAUAGACUAGAAGUGCUAGGAUUUUUGAGUUUAGAUAUUCCAGAAGUACCUGGAAAUGCAGGCAUGAAAGAUCAAGUUGCUGCGUUAAAAUGGGUAAAAAAUAAUAUAGCACAAUUUGGUGGUGAUGCAAAUAAUGUGAGUAUUUUUGGUGAAAGUGCUGGUUCAGCCGCUGUUAGUCAUCAUGUAUUAUCACCAAUGUCUAAAGGUUUAUUUAAGAGAGCAAUACAACAAAGUGGAACAUCUAUAGAUGACUGGGGUGUUGGUAGAAAUCCAGUUGCGAGGGCUUUCAGAGCAGCAAAGGUGCUUGGAAAAGACGCUAAAGAUGUUUAUGAACUAUUGGAGUUCCUUCAAAGUGUGCCAGCUCUGGAUCUUGCUGGAUUAACAUUUAAAACAGAUACAGAUGAUGAAAAAAACAGAGGCCUUCCCAUACACUUUGCACCAGUCAUAGAAAAGAAAUUCAAUAAUGUAGAAUCAUUUUUAUGCGAAGAACCACUAGAUACUUUGCUCGCGGGUAAAACAAACAAAGUUCCAAUAUUGAUUGGAUAUAAUUCAGCUGAAGGUCUACUAAUGUUAUCCGAUCACUUAACGAAAGCAGACUUUAGAAAUAAAAACCCUCAAUAUUUAGUUCCUCGAGAACUAGCACAAAGAAUAUCAGAGACUAAGACAAAAGAAUUUGGAGAGCGCAUAAAGAAGUUUUAUGUAGGAAACAAAGAAUUUUCCAAUGAUACAGCCGAGGCAAUUGUAAAUUUACAGACUGAUUUAAACUUUGCCUACAACACUAAUAGAUUCGUCAAUUUGUAUAGUGCUUCAAAUCAGCCUAUUUACCAGUAUAGGUUUAAUUAUGUAACUGAUAUGAACUAUAUAAAAAUAUCGUUGGGUUUGGCGCAUAUGAAAGGAGUGUCCCACGCAGAUGACUUAUUUUAUUUAUUCAACAAUGCUGAGACUAAAGAUGUUUAUGAAAAACAAGAGAAAGUUAGGCAAAUAGUAUACAAAGUAACGAAACUGUGGACUGAUUUUGCUAAAACCGGUAAUCCAACGCCCAACAAUAGUCUUGGUGUGAAAUGGGAGCCAUUCAGUCGUGCUGGUCAGCAGUAUUUGAACCUUGAGGAUCCAUUGUCAGUAGGACACGGCGUUGAUCAAGACAGAAUAAAAUUCUGGGACACUCUGUACUGCGAAUCGGGAGCACCUUGUAUAGCGAAAUAGAAAAAAAACGUUCGUGUACAUAAUAGACUACUUAUAAAAAAUAGAUUUUAUUAUAAUACA
Achroia grisella is the source of this 1845-nucleotide messenger RNA. RefSeq names its product juvenile hormone esterase-like. The record is from RefSeq and is a predicted model, not a curated record. Bases 103 to 1785 code for a protein of 560 amino acids. The transcript is spliced from 5 exons. Lineage: Eukaryota; Metazoa; Arthropoda; Insecta; Lepidoptera; Pyralidae.